Messenger RNA from Sesamum indicum (sesame), 2408 nucleotides. RefSeq names its product fanconi anemia group E protein FANCE protein. The record is from RefSeq and is a predicted model, not a curated record. Gene Ontology annotation, cellular component: Fanconi anaemia nuclear complex. NCBI's taxonomy places the organism in Eukaryota, Viridiplantae, Streptophyta, Magnoliopsida, Lamiales, Pedaliaceae. Gene Ontology annotation, biological process: interstrand cross-link repair.
CUCAAUCAUAUCACAUGGGUGUUUAAUGCGCGAUUUUCCCGCCAUCUCUAUGUAAGACUUCCGAAAUCAAAACCCUAAUUUGAUCUCCAGCUCCAUCUCUUUCUAUUCGUGCAUUCCGCAGAAGGGAAAACAAAGAGAAUGGAGGGUUGGAUUCCACUGUUUGAAAUUUUCGUGAAUUCCCCAUGCCCUGAGAGUGAGGCAUCACUGUGGUUACAGAAAGCUUUCAACCCUUCGUCGAACGCCAGUCCCAUUUCCACUGCGUCUUUCCUUUCACUGCUCGCGGCUCCUUCAGAGACCACUUCUAUUGACCCUUCUUCUCCACAUGAAAAGAGGGUUAUGUGGAUAGAAACACUACCGGCUGUAGUUCAGGCCCGAAUUUUGUCAUUUCUUGCAUAUGAUCAUCAGAGAUUUUGCAAACGGGACUUGUGUAAACUUGCCAGACUUGUGCUGAGUGAGGGCAAAGGUCUUGAUUUUUGGGUGAAGAAAGCUGCUCAACGGCUGCUUGACAUGGUAUCCGUUACUAAUUAUCAAUGGAUUUCUCAUUUCAAUUUGGACACUGAAGAAGAAAAUGUGGAGGACGAGUUCUAUUCGCUGCCAGAUUGGCUCAGGGAUACUGCUAAAGAUAGUGAUUCAGUAUUUACUUGGCUUCCUAUGUCAUCUGAUGAACUAAGUGAGACGAUGCCGCUGACUGCUAGCGGAGGUAAUGAAGAUGAUAUUUCCAUUGAUGUGGAGGAGAGCAAACAAGAAGAAUUUGAUGAAGUGAUGCUAGAGGUUGAUGUGGACGAAUUGAAGCUUGAUGACUAUAUAGCCAUUGACGUCGAGCAAAUGGCAAAAUCUUUGAAAUCUCGGCUUCUAAAUGUAGAGUCUACUUCAGAAGCUGUGGAAUUGGGGAAGGAAGUUCACAAACUUUGUUUCGAAAGCAAACAAAAUUCUUUGGUAGUUUUGGAUUUGAUUGAACCAUGGAGUGCAGAUGAUGAGACUGCAGCAGUUUUAAUUUCUGAAUUGUCUGAUGGAAGUGAAACUUAUGAACUUGGUUGGCCAGCUCAUAUCUUAUGCUCGAUAGUCCUACCUAAGUUUCUAGUCCUCAGUGAACCAGCUUCUCGUGUACUAGUGAUGAGAACAAUAGAGUAUUGCAAGGCUCAUCAAACGGCUGCUGAGUAUGCCCUUUUGUUUCCGUUAAUUCUACGAAAUGAGGGUAUAAACAACCCCAUAUGCGAUGUGAUUUCUAGAAUAAUUAAAGAAUCCCUGCACCCUGGUCAUGUUUCUUCAUUCUGCCAAAAACUGCUUUGCGAAGAUAAAGAUGCGCGGGGAUUUGUCUGCCUUCCCCGCCAGCGAUGUUUGAUCAGUGAGGAAUUGGUGUGGACGGAUUCUUUGUUUAGUUUAUGGCAAAACAUCUUGAACCACAAUGUUCAUUUGACGCAAGAUUCAGUUGAUCAACUUGUUUACCACGUCCGCGAAUCCACUGAUAGGUUUUCAAAAUCUUUGAAGUUUUGCAAUUUUCUAUUGUGCCUAGUCAACAAAUGUGCUCCCUUUUUGAAGCCACACAAGCUUUUAUUAACUGCUGCCGUUGAGAACACUAAUACCCUGGUUACCAAAUCGAUAUUAUCGAAAUUGUCUGGUUUGUAACUUACUCUAUUCUGGUAAACUUAAGUGCUAGGUGCUUUGGCUUUUACUCAUGUGGAGUGUGAAAUUUUUCAAGAGGUCAGAGAUCUUGCUCAAAAAUCAAGUUCUGAUCAAAAGCUUUAAGUGGAGUCCUGUGCUUUCUUACCUGCUUAUUUCAUAGGAACACUGGUAAUUUUCUGUUUUUAGUUUGGAUCCACAAGACUUCAGUAUUCAUCCAAAUAUGGAUGGAAAAUUUAUCAUGUCUUGCAGUAUGAAAAACAGCCUUGCGAUGAUUCAGCUCUAGAGACAAUGUUUCUCCUUCUGGGCUGUCCCUCGACCAAAUAAAACGUUGGAUAUUAAUUAAAGCAUGGAGUUGAACAUUGGAUAAGCACAAAUAAGAAAAGGCAGCUGGAAAUCAAAUCAUAUGUUUGGGAUAUGUAAGACCUGUAUCAUCUUUUAUUCAAGGUCAUGGAUUUGUUUUGUGUAGAAUGAGAAUGGAUAAAUAAGUAUGUACAGUUUUAUUUACAGAUCAAAUAAGUAUGUGCAGUUUAUGUACAGAUAAAAUGCCAAUUAUGGUACAUUAGCUAUUACCUUGUUCCAAUAUAGGAAUUCUUGUGUUCACUAGCUUUCCAAUAUUCAAAAGAUGGAAAAGGUGAAUUUUCAUAGGAUACCUGAAGGAUAAACCAUUAAGAGUUCACAUCUCACAAACUCUUAAAUACUUUUCUUUGUGGGAUUACAAACGUGAAUGCAUCUAAACAUAACCAGCCCAUUACUGAAAAAUUCAGUUUAUGAACAUUAAGAAAAAA